CUUCAUUUCCAUCACAAAAAUACUCUACAUUUUCUACUCUCUUCUAGCUUUAUAAAUUAAUAAUAUUAUUAUUUUCCCCAAUUUUCACUCACAAAAUAUUUAUCCAUUAAAAAUGGAAUUAAUUAAGAACAAAAUUUGGUCAUUUUAUUUUUGUUCAAUAAUUAUAAUGGUAAUUAUUUUGGGUAAAAAAGUGAAUGGAGAUCCAUUAGUACCAUGCUAUUUUAUAUUUGGAGAUUCAUUGGUGGAUAAUGGUAAUAACAACAACAUUGCUUCAUUGGCUAGAGCUAAUUACCUGCCUUAUGGUAUUGACUUUCCUGCGGGUCCCACCGGAAGAUUUUCUAAUGGAAAAACUACCGUCGAUGUCAUUGCUGAGCUAUUGGGAUUUGACGAUUAUCCAUUACCAUAUGCCCGAGCAAGCGGUCAAUCCAUAUUGAGAGGAGUUAAUUACGCUUCUGCUGCUGCUGGGAUUAGACAAGAAACAGGGCAACAACUGGGAGGCAGAAUUCCAUUCAGUGGGCAAGUGAACAAUUACAAGAAUACAGUAUCUCAAUUGGUACAAAUACUAGGAGAUGAAAAUCAAGCAGCCAAUUACUUGAGUAAAUGCAUAUAUUCAGUUGGACUUGGAAGUAACGACUACCUUAACAACUACUUGAUGCCUGCGUAUAGUACUAGUCGUCGUUACAACCCUCAGCAGUACGCUCAAGUCCUCAUUCAACAGUACGCUCAGAACAUUAGGGCAAUGUACAACUAUGGGGCCAGAAAGUUUGCGUUGAUAGGAAUCGGACAAAUAGGGUGCAGCCCUAAUCAGUUGGCCCAAAGAAGCGGAGAUGGGAGAACAUGUGAUGAUCGGGUCAAUUCAGCAAAUCGGUUAUUCAAUGCUCAGCUCAAGAGCUUAGUUCAGCAACUCAACAAUCAACUAAGUGAUGCCCGUUUUGUGUACAUCAAUGUUUACGACAUGUUCCAAGACUUAAUCAACAAUCCUGCCACUUAUGGAUUUAGAAACACAAAUGCAGGGUGUUGUGGAGUAGGAAGAAACAAUGGACAAAUUACAUGUUUGCCAUUUCAAAGACCAUGCCCUAACAGAAAUGAGUACUUGUUUUGGGAUGCAUUUCAUCCAACUGAGGCAGCUAAUGUGAUAAUUGGAAGAAGAUCAUUCAGGUCACAAUCAUCAUCAGAUGCUUACCCUUUCGACAUUGAGAGGCUAGCACAAAUUUAAUACCACUUACACAUAUAUAUUUUAUAUAUCAAUUAAGGGUUAGAUCGGGGAAAGAAAAGUACUUAUAUGAGAAUCAAAUUUAAUAUUUUACUUAAAGAAGACGAUACUUAAUAAUCCAAUUGAUACUGAUUCUCAUAUCUAUGAAUUUUUAGGUUGCUAAGGAGUAUAAGCAUUCCUUAGCUCGUUCUUCAAAGCAAAUAGUUGUACUUUCUUUUAAUUUUUCCUCCCUUUUCGGUGUGUUUUGUUUCCUUUUUACAAUAUUGAUAAGAUUAUAAAUAUUUUCUUAUUAUUGUGGA
Amaranthus tricolor (Joseph's coat) is the source of this 1512-nucleotide messenger RNA. Its product is annotated as GDSL esterase/lipase At5g45670-like. The transcript is spliced from 5 exons. The record is from RefSeq and is a predicted model, not a curated record. NCBI's taxonomy places the organism in Eukaryota, Viridiplantae, Streptophyta, Magnoliopsida, Caryophyllales, Amaranthaceae. Gene Ontology annotation, molecular function: hydrolase activity, acting on ester bonds. Bases 113 to 1216 code for a protein of 367 amino acids.